CAGAUGGUGGAGCCCAGCUGUUAUAACUUGUAUAUACAGUGCAUAUUUCUCUAGAAGCUUCUCAAGUGAAUUGCACUGUAACCGGCUUUUACGAUCACCGACGGCGAACUUCCGGCGACUCCCAGUGCAGAAAUGGGAGACGCAAAAUUUAUGCAGAAAGAUGAUACAAGCUUGGAGACUACGAGGGCAAGAUUCAACAGUGUCCUCAAAAGACAUGGGGAGCUAGCUGAGCGUCUCUCCAGGGACUCUGACAGGACUGUUUUUGAGCGUUUGCAGAGGGAAUUCGAAGCUGCUUGUUACUCCAGAACUCGAGAAAUUUGUUUAGAUGGUGAGGAAUGGAAUGAUGGAUUAUUAGCCACCAUAAGGGAAAGGGUUCACAUGGAGGUUGAGAGUAGGGCAGUACAAUUGCCUGGGGAUCCAAGGUCAUCACCAAGAUCUCCUCUUGCUGAAAAGAUCACCUACAAAGUCGGAACAAAGAUGCUUUGCUGUCUUGGUGGAGCAAGGAUCGGCAUCCGGUAUGAGGCAUUGUUUGGUGGAUAUGUUCGUGAGUAUUACCAUUGUGUGCUUGAAAGCAAAUCAUUUCUUCAGAAGAUGACUGUCCUCGAACAUACAGUUCCGUUUUUCCUGCCGAUACAGAAAGCAGAAAAUGAUUUGCUCUCUUCAAAUGCGAUAAAAUUUAUAGAUCAUGUUGGCGAAUUGUUGCAAGCUUAUGUUGACCGACGAGAGCAGGUCCGCCUUAUUCAGGAAUUAUAUGGUAAUCAACUAAGAGAACUUUAUCACAGUCUUCCCUAUGACAUGGUGGAAUUCAUGCUAGACGAUUGUGAUUGUAAGAUAACUGUUGGUCUGAGAUAUGAGAAUCUGUUGUCUAUUUUACCAACUAGAGCAAGCGUAUUUGCAUGGCCUGUGAAAAAAUCUUCAAGUGCUGAAAUAAUGCGGAAAGGAAAUGGAAUCUCAGAAAAUCCUGAUGUACCGAUGCGGCUAAUCUAUGCGGAAGAUGCGCUGCGGACUAUGAGUUUGCCUGAAGCAUAUGCAGAAAUUGUGCUGAACCUCCCGGAGGAGCUUUCUGAACUAAAAGUUCAAAGGAAACUCUGAUGUAUUAUCCUCAGAAAAAAGUCAACAGAGUAGAAAAAGAUCAGUGGGUGUUUGAUUGUCUAAUAGAAGACAUCUUAGAACAAUUAGCAAACAGGUGUGUUAAAACAUGUAAGAGCAAUUAGUGUUUCUGACUUCUUGCACAACCAGUAUAUUAUGCAACCAGAGAGUUUAUUGUGUGUGGCUUUUAAAUUAUCA
Daucus carota subsp. sativus is the source of this 1287-nucleotide messenger RNA. RefSeq lists its product as uncharacterized. The transcript has 2 exons. Gene Ontology annotation, cellular component: Mis6-Sim4 complex; kinetochore. The coding region runs from base 133 to 1092 and encodes 319 amino acids. NCBI's taxonomy places the organism in Eukaryota, Viridiplantae, Streptophyta, Magnoliopsida, Apiales, Apiaceae. The record is from RefSeq and is a predicted model, not a curated record.